AUGAAAAUAUUUGCAAAUCAGAUGAACCACACAGUUACACUGCACUUUCCGUUCAGAAUAGAUGGAUACGAGUACAAAGCAGAGAUCCAAACGGCAAUGAUCAGAAAAGAAAACAUUGUUACGUUCUCCUUGCCAUUCAGCGCACUGGUGAGCGUCAAUUCAGAAAAAGCAUACACUGUUUUCUACAGCAAAAUGGAAGAGAGCGAGGUAUGCACAGUUUCAGUGGAGUUCAAAAGCAUCAACGACGCGAUGGCAUUCUACGAAGCCCCCGCUGUCCACUUGAGCUACAAAGAGAUCGAAGAGAUCGAGUCACUUGACAAAAAGCUCGAAGAAGUCUCCGAUCUUCUCGAGGAGACAGGAAGCUCCUGGAAAAAGCGAAGAAAGUGCUCAGAGCCCGAUGACGACGGGUUCAUAACAGUAUAA
This is a messenger RNA of Nematocida minor, 423 nucleotides long. RefSeq lists its product as uncharacterized. Lineage: Eukaryota; Fungi; Microsporidia. The record is from RefSeq and is a predicted model, not a curated record. The transcript has a single exon. The coding region runs from base 1 to 423 and encodes 140 amino acids.